Corythoichthys intestinalis (scribbled pipefish) is the source of this 1105-nucleotide messenger RNA. It is a transcript of the gene eif4ebp1, whose product is annotated as eukaryotic translation initiation factor 4E binding protein 1. Gene Ontology annotation, cellular component: cytoplasm. The record is from RefSeq and is a predicted model, not a curated record. The transcript is spliced from 3 exons. NCBI's taxonomy places the organism in Eukaryota, Metazoa, Chordata, Actinopteri, Syngnathiformes, Syngnathidae. Gene Ontology annotation, molecular function: eukaryotic initiation factor 4E binding. The coding region runs from base 296 to 655 and encodes 119 amino acids. Gene Ontology annotation, biological process: negative regulation of translational initiation.
CUCUGCUUUGCUUGUGUGUGUAUGCGUGCAAGUGGAGGGACGUGUUCAGGACUUCAGGUCCUUUCAACAAAGAACCUGAACUGCCGUCUAUGUUUGCGUGCCUGCUGAAAUGUGACACUUUUUAUACACAUUCCAAUUAUUUGCACUUAAGGAUAUCAGGUAUUUAUUAGUGUUUAUGCGACAAUCCGAGACGCUGCGUGGUGGUGAACGCUCGACUGUCUUGGUGUGCUUGCGCUAAAGCAGAUAGUUUAUAGUUAGCUGUUUAGUCUAGGUUGAAACGUGUUAUCUGGAGACUAUGUCCACCGACUGCCAGACGAGCAAUGCGACGAACAUCCCGUCAAACUGCAGGAGGGUCGCCAUCCACGACGCCGACCACAUGCCCCAAGAUUACUCCACUACUCCCGGGGGCACCCCUUUCAGCACCACCCCUGGUGGAACCAGGAUUAUCUAUGAUCGAAAGUUCCUGCUGGGGCGUCGCAGUUCUCCUCUGGCCAAGACCCCUCCGCAAGGUCUUCCAGACAUUCCUGGUGUGACGAGUCCUCCCUCCGCAGGAACCAACGACAAGAAGGCCAGCGAUGGAGAACUACUGAACAGAAGCGGUGUGUCACCUAGCAACACCACAGGUGAUGAUGCACAGUUUGAAAUGGACAUCUGAGCAGUGUCACGUGAAACGUAUUCUCAAGAUGCUUUGAAAAAUGGCUUUGAAGAAACUACCAUCUUGUCCCAAAGGCUGUCUCAGUGCCGAGAUUUCAGUGUAAUUCAAUGUUUUCGUCUUUGAGCACAGAACUAAACUGUGAUCUAACAUGUAUCUGCCUUAAGGCUCGAAACAAGUGUGCCUUCCUUUAAUGGCUAUAAUUUGAUCAUGUGCACUACAAACAGCCUGUAAGCAAACUGUAAGCUGUGAGACAAUCGGAAUGAAAGAGACCAACCUCCCAAUAAUUUUUCCCAAAAUAUGCAAUUGUUUUUGCACACUCCACUUCUUCAGAUGAUACAUUGAAAUGACCAAGAUCAUCUAGUAAUUGGGACUACAAUAUGCCAUUUUGAUCUGAUCUGUCAACUUAUGGGAGUGACAACAUUAAAAAAUGCAAUUGAAUUCAACUUUCUU